AUGGGCAGCACCGACGGAUUCCAGUACCGCGCGCUCUACCCCUACCGCAAGGAGCGCGAGGAGGACAUUGAUCUGCUGCCUGGGGACAUCCUGAUAGUGAGCAAGGGGGCCUUGCAAGCCUUGGGCUUCAAAGACGGGGAUGAGCAGACCCCCAACCAGAUUGGGUGGAUCCUGGGCGUCAAUGAGCGGACCAAGCAGAAGGGUGACUUUCCCGGCACGUAUGUGGAGUACGUGGGGCCCGUGAAGAUCUCCGUCCCCUCUCACCGGCCCCGAGUGCAGAGACCCCUGCCCGCAACGCCGGGGGCCAGCGGCUGCCGGCUGCAGGACGCUCUGGAGCAAGGGUCUCCUCUCCCAGACUUGCAGGAGCAGUUCAGCCCUCCUGAGAUUGCACCGCCGCUGCUGGUGAAGCUUGUGGAAGCUAUUGAGAAGAAAGGGUUAGACAGCGAGAUGUUGUACAGGACAUCUGGCUCCGAACUGAGGCAAGCGCUGAGAACCGAAUGGACCCUGGGCGACCUGGAGCCCUUUGAUGUGCACUCCCUGGGCGAGGCGCUGCGAGGCUACCUACAGGACCUGCCCUCUCCCAUGGUGCCGGUGUCCGUGCAUGGAGACAUCCUUCGCAUCCUGCAGGAGAUCCCUCAGCCGGAGAAUUGCCGGAAGCAGCUGCUGUUGGCCCUGGAGUCGCCUGCGGUCCCGCUCCAGAACACGCUCACCCUGCAGUUCCUGCUCCGGCAUCUGGGGAAGGUAUCGCAGCAGGCUGAGAGCAACAGCCUCCACCCUCGGGCCCUGGGAGAAAUCUUCGGCCCCCUUCUCCUCCGGCUGCCUGGCGCCAGCCCAGAGCUGAGCCCUGACUUCUCCGUGCUGUUUCUGGAGAUACUUCUGCAGACGAAGGAGCUGGAGCUGGAACAGUUGCCUCCAGCCUUGCCUCCAAAACCACCUAAGCCAAAGCCUAGUGCAGCCAGCCUGGCCAACGGGAACAGCGUGCCCUUGCAGGACGCCGAGUGGUACUGGGGUGACAUUUCCCGGGAGGAGGUGAAUGAGAAGCUACGGGACACACCGGAUGGUACUUUCUUGGUGCGGGAUGCCUCCAGCAAGAUCCAGGGAGAGUACACGCUCACGCUCAGGAAAGGAGGCAAUAACAAGCUGAUCAAGAUCUUUCACCGGGAAGGGAAGUAUGGCUUCUCAGAGCCCCUGACUUUCGGCUCGGUGGUGGAGCUCAUCACCCAUUACCGGCACGAGUCACUCGCCCAGUACAACGCCAAGCUGGACACCAGGCUGCUCUACCCCAUCUCCAAGUACCAGCAGGACCAAGUGGUGAAAGAGGACAGCGUGGAAGCCGUCGGGGAGCAGCUGAAGGUCUAUCACCAGCAGUACCAGGACAAGAGCUGGGAGUACGACCUGCUGUAUGAGGAGUACACACGCACUUCCCAGGAGCUGCAGAUGAAGAGGACGGCAAUCGAGGCCUUCAAUGAAACAAUCAAGAUCUUUGAGGAGCAGUGUCAGACGCAGGAGAAAUGCAGCAAGGAGUACAUCGAGCGCUUCCGGCGGGAAGGCAAUGAGAAGGAGGUGCAACGGAUCCUCAUGAACUCGGAGAAGCUGAAGUCUCGCAUCACAGAGAUCCACGACAGCAAGAUGAAGCUGGAGCAGGACCUGAAGAAACAAGCCUCGGAGAACCGGGAGAUCGACAAGCGCAUGAACAGCCUCAAGCCAGACCUCAUGCAGCUACGCAAACUGCGGGACCAGUAUUUGGUGUGGCUGACACAGAAGGGUGCCCGGCAGAAGAAAAUCAACGAGUGGCUGGGCAUCAAGAACGAGACGGAGGACCAGUACUCCAUGAUGGAUGACGAGGAGGAGCUGCCCCACCAUGAAGAGCGGACAUGGUACGUGGGAAAGAUCAACCGCUUGCAAGCAGAAGAGAUGCUGUGUGGCAAGCGGGACGGCACCUUCCUGAUCCGCGAGAGCAGCCAGAAGGGAUGCUACGCCUGCUCCGUGGUGGUGGACGGUGAUACCAAGCACUGCGUGAUCUACAAAACGGCGACCGGCUACGGGUUCGCUGAACCCUACAACCUCUACGCCUCCCUCAAGGACCUGGUCUUGCACUACAAGCACACAUCCCUGGUGCAGCACAAUGACUCCCUGAAUGUCACGCUGGCUCACCCGGUCCUUUCCCAGCCACCAGCCAGAUGAGCAGCCUGUGCACAACACAACAGCUGCCUUCAGCUUCUCCCCAGGGUGCUGCUUUCUGGCUCUGGACUCUUUCGCCCUGUAUAGUUGAGUCUCUGUGCUCCUGCCCCACCAGAGCCUCUGAGAUGUCUGUGACCGUUCCUGGUGUCCCUUUUGGUCAGUAGCUGAAACCCGUGUUGGCUGAUGGGACAGAAAGGCUGGGCUGUUGACUCCCAGUGGGUUCCAGCCUCUAGGAGGUGGGAUCCAGUUGUGAUUGAAUUGCUGUGGGCGAGCACAGCCCCCUCCCCUUCCCCUAUAAGCAGGUCAGAUCCCCUUCUUGCUGGCAGGUCUCCCCGCUAUGCAUCACUGUAGAGCUAGAUUCCCGAUUCCUUGGUGCGCUACGGCGUCUUUCACUGCCCCGGCUGAGCAGUUGCGAGCGCUGCUCCGGUCGAGGGGCUCCCUGCCUGAGUGCCGGAGGAGGCAGAGGAGGAGGCUCGGUUGAGCAUGUGCAUCCUCCACUCUCGCUUUCCUCGGUGAUCUUGCAGGUUGCCGUGGUGUCUGGUACGAGGGGUGCUGCUCUUCCAUGGAGAGACUCAUUUGGAAAGGAGAAACCC
This is a messenger RNA of Phaethon lepturus (White-tailed tropicbird), 2774 nucleotides long. RefSeq names its product phosphoinositide-3-kinase, regulatory subunit 2 (beta) (gene PIK3R2). Gene Ontology annotation, molecular function: 1-phosphatidylinositol-3-kinase regulator activity; protein binding. The record is from RefSeq and is a predicted model, not a curated record. Gene Ontology annotation, biological process: phosphatidylinositol phosphate biosynthetic process; insulin receptor signaling pathway. Gene Ontology annotation, cellular component: phosphatidylinositol 3-kinase complex. NCBI's taxonomy places the organism in Eukaryota, Metazoa, Chordata, Aves, Phaethontiformes, Phaethontidae. The transcript is spliced from 15 exons. Bases 1 to 2184 code for a protein of 727 amino acids.